AUGGCACUGUUCGAAUCCUCAAGAACGUUGCUGCGCAGAUUUUUGAGAACCAUGAGGACGUGGAGUGAGUCCAGUAUGAUAGUUGACAAAAAGUCCAAGUUUCAAGGAAGAUGUUGCGGUUUGAAGUGUCAAGAUGAGAUAUCCAAAAUUCUAGAAGAUCUGGUCAAUUCCACCAAAGCAGUGAGUAAAGCGACCCAUCCGCACAUGUACGCCUGGAGAACUGGUGAUAGGACGGAUGUAGAGGUUAAGGACUCUAAAAGAGGCCGGAAAUCAUCGAAAAUGGAGUCCCAGAUCCAAAAUUUACAACAGGGAUGUAACGACUGUGGAGAGGCAGGAGCUGGCCAAAGGCUGCUCACACUUCUUGAACAUAGCGGUGCUACUAACGUUUUGGUUGUGGUCACCCGAUGGUAUGGUGGAACUCCUCUGGGAAGUGCACGAUUUCGACAUAUAACAACUGCAGCAGUUGAGAGCUUGAAAAAGGCAGGCCAUGCAUCGUAG
Messenger RNA from Lachancea meyersii CBS 8951, 498 nucleotides. Lineage: Eukaryota; Fungi; Ascomycota; Saccharomycetes; Saccharomycetales; Saccharomycetaceae. The record is from the annotation of a GenBank genome assembly.